GAGCGAUCGGACUGCACCACUGCAUCACCUGGGGGAGCUCAGUGCCCACAAACGGCGCCGUUUUACAGCAAUACGCCGUCCGUUCUCCGCCACUCCCCGCCGGUUACCUGAUUAUUAUCCGGUUACAUUGAUUUCCCCCACACGGUCGCCGCUCAGUGGCCGGCAGUGUGUUGGGAUGCCCUGAGGGGAAGAGUGGGAUCACCCCCUUAUAAUAAUGGUAGCGCCCGAGCUCCUUCCUUUCCUUUCCGAGCUGAAGCCGAGCAGCCGCCAUGAGGUGAGCAGCCGGGGGGUCCGGGGAGAGAGCCCCCAAACCGGCCACGGGAGCCUCCAACGGGGACCCCAAUAACCCCAGAGAGGGGAGAGGGGGGAGGGGCGAGGGGAGAGACACGGGAACUGACUAUUAUUAUUAUUAAUGUUAUUAUUAUAAUCCGCCCAGUGAUAGAGAGAUAUACCGGCCUGCCAUCACACACACACACACACACACACUGUGUAUAUAUCUUAUUAUUAUUAUUAUUAUUAAUAUAUUACAGAACACUUCGAGAUAUAGAUAUUAUCCACUGAUUACAUAUAUUAUGAUAUUGUACAUAGCGAUGUAUAUAAUGUAUAGUAUAAUAAUAUAUGUAAUCAGUGGAUAAUAAUAUAAUGAUCUGUAUCCUGUAAUAAUAUAUAUUGAUAUGUCCAGUAUAAUAUGAUAUAUAAUGUGUGUGUGUGUGUGUGUGUAUAUUACACAAUCCAGCGCACUCACUUAUUCACUAAACAAUGAUUUCAAAUCUUAGAGAUUGUGAUAGUUUUAUUUAAAAACACCUCACCUUGGCAAAAAAAUAAUGUGGGUUUAGUGACAUUCUAUGAUCAUAUAUUGCAUAAACCUGCCACAACGUCAAUGUACCCCAUUCUUGGCAUAUACUAUAAAUAUAUGUAUGUGUAUGUAUGUAUAUAUAUAUAUAUAUCUCGAUGUGUCCAGUAAUAUGAUAUAUAUUUUUAAAUAUCAUCAUAUACUACUGGACACUUGACUAUAUAGCAUACUGAUUAUAUAUUGUGCUGGACUAGGGCCUGGCAUCUUAUUAACUAUUCUCUGCCAACUGUUCAAUAGAUCUCUCCCUAACAUGGUGUCCUUAUGUAGGAUACAUGUAUAAAGAUACAAUAAGGGAGCUAUCUACUAAACGGUGCCUCAAUGCAAUGUCUUCACACAUACUGUAAAGAUAUAGAAUUAGGGGAGCUAGCUACUAACCAGUGCGCUCACAUGGUGUCCUCAGAAAUGCUAAUCUAAAUGAAGUUAUUUCCUAAAUUUGAGCGUUCCAAAUUGCAUGGAAGAAUUGGGACCAUCACAUGAUUUUUAACUUUGUUUCGGCCGUCGUAUGAUUAUGUGGGCGAAUUGGCAAAUUUUUAUCUGAAUGCUCAAGCCUCAUGUAUAUGCCAGAUCUUGUGUUGCAUGCAGCUGCAUACUUUACAUGCUUUCAUUAGAACUUAGAAGUACAUUUUGAUUCCUUAAAGGACCACUAUAGUGCCAGGAAAACAUACUAGUUUUCCUGGGACUAUAGGGUCUCUAGGUCCCCCCUUCACGGUGGGCUCCAUGGUGUGGAAGGGGUUAAACACUUACCUUUUCUUCACUGCCGGGCUCCCUCGGCGGUGGGGACUCUCUGCCUCCUUUCCCCAUCAUCGGCUGAAUGUGCAUGCGCGGCAAGAGCCGCGUGCGAAUUCAGCCAGUCCAUAGGAAAGCCUUCUCAAUGCUUUUCUAUGGACGCUGGCUUCUUCUCAAUGUGAAAAUCAGUGAGAAGCGCCUCUAGCGGCUGUCAAUGAGACAGCCACUAGAGGCUGGAUUAACCCUAAAGUAAACAUAGCAGAAAGGAUUAAUCCUAGAUGGACCUGGCACCCAGACCACUUCAUUAAGCUGAAGUGGUCUGGGUGCCUAUAGUGGUCCUUUAAUUGUAUUGUAUCUACAUUGGUCUGGAGCAGUUAAUGGUGGAUUAAUUGGUCUCUUCCAUCAGUGAGAGCUGUUGCUUGAAGCUUCCAAUAGGUCUCCUAAGUUUCUAGCUGUCAAAGGCGCAAGUACUAGUGUUUGACAUCUUACCAAAGAUGCACCAAACUGUUGGCAAACAGUUUGACUACUUACAUUGAAAGCAGGGCCCCUUUCCACCAUAACCACUGCACUGUUUUCUUUAACCCCUUAAGGACACAUGAUAUGUCAUGAUUCCCUUUUAUUCCAGAAUUUCGGUCAUUAAGGGGUUAAGGUGAUGUGAUUUUUGUAACAAAUGUUGGUUGUCGUCUCUCAAAAACUGACUUUACUUGUAUUUUUGUAUUGGCCAAAUUGAUACACGAUUACAAUAUUGGAAUUGAUCGAGACUUGCAUUAUGGGUGUUUGCGAUGCAAAUGGUCGUAAUCUUUUCUGCGUAAAGUAUUUUUCAAUAUAAUGCUUUAGCUAGGAUCUAUAUGAUGGUUACAUUGUCCCAUAGUUAAAUUUUUGGUCUUUACGUUGCUUUUCAGUAGGUAGUGAGUAUGCCUUUCCCCCUGCAUUAGCAUGAAUGUAGUAUUGAUUAUAAUGUAGUAAGUUACAUUUUACAGUAUACAGAUGCCAGAAUUCAUUGUGGCCUAAAUUAUUUUGCUAUUCCGCAAUUACUGAAGUUAAUGUUCAGCUUCUUACUACUCAUUUUUGUCAGAAUAUUUAAAUUGCAUGUCAAAAAUCUUUCCAAGUAUUCUAAAACUGUUCUUUUAAUGCAUUAUCUUUCCAUUGUAUCUCCACAGCAUGCUCAGACUGCAGAAGAGGCUCGCCUCCAGCGUGCUGCGUUGCGGCAAGAAGAAAGUAUGGCUGGAUCCCAAUGAGACCAAUGAAAUUGCCAAUGCCAACUCUCGUAAGUGUCAAUCUUGCUUGUCUACAUGUUAGUUAGCCUUUAACAUGAGGUGCUAACCUUUUUUGUGACUUCCCUUAGGUCAGCAAAUCCGAAAGCUGGUUAAAGAUGGUCUGAUCAUCCGCAAGCCUGUGACUGUCCACUCUCGUGCUCGCUGUCGCAAGAACACCCUUGCACGUAGAAAGGGCAGACACAUGGGUGUCGGUAAGCAUGAGCACAAUUACCUUUUUGCAGUGUUUAAAUAAAUCACACAAACUAAAAUAACUGACCACAAAUCCAUUUAAGUCUUGCUUUAUUGGUAUCUAAUUCGCUUACUUAUGAAAAUAAACACUUGUGAUUUAUACACAACUAUAUUCUUGUUUACUUUAAAAUCCAAUAGUUACUAUUGAUGUAACAAAUAAUUAUACCACAGGAUACUGGUGUGCGAGACCAUAUCAUUAAAAUACAUUCUGUUGUAAUUGGUCUAUAUGGGGUAUUACAGUCUCUUGGUAAAAGUGGUUUGUUUUUGUUUAGGCUAGUUCAAUUUGGUUUUCUUGCCCUUCUGUAGAGAAGAUCUGAAUAGUUUUUGCCUGCUCUUGUGGUAUUGAAUACUCAUUCUACCUUCUAUAGGUAAGAGAAAGGGUACGGCCAAUGCCCGUAUGCCUGAGAAACUUUCCUGGAUGAGGAGAAUGAGAAUCUUGCGUCGUCUGCUCCGUCGUUACCGUGAAUCCAAGAAGAUUGACAGGCACAUGUAAGUAUUGCGACCCAGUUUAUAUUUGAAGGAACAUUAGUGAAUGGGUAGUGUGCCAGUUGUUUUAAGUUGAAGUAUCUCUGUAACUGGCUGUCUUUUCAUAUAGACCUUGUACACUGUUGGCUAUUUUAAUGAUUGCAUGCGUUGUAGAAACGUGUAUAAAGUGUUACUCUAAGAACCAUCAGAAUGUUUUUUUUUCUGCAGAGUUGGUCCAUAGAGUGAUCUUCUCCAACUCCCAUUUCCUGAAUAUAUUUCUUAUUUUGGGGUUCAUUAUUCCAAAAUGGAGGUUGAAUACCCACCAAUUUGUAUUGAUUCAUGCAGAAUUGGUUUGCAUACUGAAGACUUAAGAUUGAAUACUGCUUUCCUCUUCCUUCUUAAAGGUACCACAGUCUUUACCUGAAAGUGAAGGGUAACGUGUUUAAGAACAAACGUAUCCUCAUGGAGCACAUUCACAAACUGAAGGCAGACAAAGCUCGCAAGAAGCUGUUGGCGUGAGUAUUAAUGUCAAUUUACAGAUAUUACCCUGCAUCUGCUCCUCACUUUAUUGGAAGGUAGCAUGGCAAAGACUUAUUAAAGUAUCUGAUUCUGAAGUCCUUUCUUUGGGAAGACUUGUAACUUUAAACAAGGUUUUCUUGCAUGGGUUAAAGAUUUGAAUGGAGAUGAGUAACUUCAUCUGUGUCAUCAGAGACUGAGAAACAUAAAUUUGCCAAUUGUUUGGAAUUUCAACAUUUUGUUCUGUUCCAGUAGAAUGAUAAAAAUUGGACUAGCUUUGUUCUGCAUUGAUGCUGGCCUAGAUGAAGUUUGUUCAGUUUAACUUUACAUUUGCAAUCCUUAGCUUGAUACUCUCAUCCAGUGAGCUUUUCUUAGGAGGGCUGUAGUGCUAUUCUAUCUUUUGCUCUUGCGUUGGUAGUUGAGGUGGGGAGAAGACCCUAGGGCAAACUGUUCUAAAACGAUCUGACUAACAUUUGGGGGCCUCUAGGGCAUUCCUGGCAGCAUAACCACUGUGAGCUGUGGUAAAUAGGAUACUUGACGUUUUCCACUUGUUAGAUAAUGGAUAUAUUUAAAGAAGCUAUUAAAGGGUUAGUUACAUUGGACCCAUCUGUCUAUUGUAAGCAGUACUGUCUAACAGUGUGCUUGCUUAUUACGUGAAAAUGUGGGGCAGAUGAACCUGAAGUUUGAUGUUUAGUGUUAAUUUUACACUUCUCUUCUUUGCAGUGAUCAGGCUGAGGCACGCAGGUCCAAGACAAAGGAGGCAAGGAAGCGUCGUGAAGAAAGACUUCAGGCCAAGAAAGAGGAGAUUAUUAAAACUUUAUCAAAGGAAGAGGAGUCCAGCAAGAAAUAAUUCACCCUGCUGUGUGUGUAUAUAUACAGUGCCUCCCUGUGUAAACUUAAUAAAAGUCCUUGAUCCAAUCAGUCUGCCUGUUCUGUUUAUGCUUCAACAUUCCUUAAAGACCCAAUACAUGCCAAG
Messenger RNA from Pelobates cultripes (western spadefoot toad), 5041 nucleotides. The record is from the annotation of a GenBank genome assembly. Lineage: Eukaryota; Metazoa; Chordata; Amphibia; Anura; Pelobatidae.